This is a messenger RNA of Lactuca sativa (garden lettuce), 4030 nucleotides long. Its product is annotated as phospholipid-transporting ATPase 3. The record is from RefSeq and is a predicted model, not a curated record. Gene Ontology annotation, biological process: Golgi vesicle budding; phospholipid translocation. Gene Ontology annotation, molecular function: ATPase-coupled intramembrane lipid carrier activity; magnesium ion binding; ATP binding. NCBI's taxonomy places the organism in Eukaryota, Viridiplantae, Streptophyta, Magnoliopsida, Asterales, Asteraceae. Gene Ontology annotation, cellular component: trans-Golgi network; plasma membrane.
UUCUUACGCGCGGCUUGGAUUUUGUUUUCCGUUGGAAGUCUGAAUAACGAAGACGAAGAAACAGGGGAGAAUUUAAAAUCAUAUGUGUCUACCAGAAUUCAACUUGAUUUCUAGAAAGAUUCUGGAAUUUACGGCAAGAAAAUGAUUAUCUUUUUAUAAGUAUUAUGCAAUUCUUGUUUUGAUGAGAUUGAGUUUUUCAUCGGAGUUUUUGGUUGAUUCAACCGUUUGCAAUCGGCGAAAGUGAUGUCGGAAAGGAAAACGACAUCUAAACCAAGACAUAGCGGCGGAGGUCUCGCCGGUGGUUCCGAUAGUGGUUCCUCAUCACGUAACGUUCCACACGUUCAUCCUCAGGCGCCAGGUUAUCGCACCGUUUUCUGUAACGAUCGCGAAGCCAACUAUCUCGCCAAAUACCUGGGAAAUGCAGUAUCAACAACGAAGUACAACCUUGUUACUUUUCUCCCAAAGGGGCUGUAUGAACAGUUCAGGCGGGUGGCUAACCUCUACUUUCUUACAAUCUCAUGUUUAUCAUUUACACCUGUUAGUCCUGUUAGUCCAGUCACAAAUGUAAUCCCACUAAGCAUUGUGCUUUUUGUCUCUCUUGUCAAGGAGGCUUUUGAAGAUUGGAAGCGGCUUCAAAAUGAUAAGACAAUAAACAAUUCUCCUGUUGACUUGAUGCAAGACAAAACAUGGGAAUCUGUACCCUGGAGGUUGCUGCAGGUUGGGGAUAUUGUUAGAGUGAAGCAAGAUGGGUUCUUUCCAGCAGAUUUAUUACUCCUUGCAUCUACAAAUCCUGAUGGCAUUUGCUACAUUGAGACUGCAAAUCUGGAUGGUGAAACAAAUCUUAAAAUCAGGAAAGCUAUGGAGAAGACAUGGGACUAUGUGACACAAGAAAAAGCCUCAGAAUUCAAAGGCCAAAUACAAUGUGAACAACCAAAUAAUUCACUUUAUACCUUCACUGGUAAUUUGAUAGUCCAAAAGCAAACUCUACCCCUUGGUCCAAAUCAAAUUGUUUUGAGAGGUUGCAGUCUACGCAAUACAGAAUACAUUGUUGGAGUUGUAGUAUUUACUGGACACGAGACUAAGGUAAUGAUGAACACCAUGAAUGUCCCUUCAAAAAGGAGUACACUUGAGAAGAAACUUGACAAAGUAAUCGCUACUCUUUUUGGUGUUCUCCUAACUCUGUGUAUCAUUGGUGCUAUAGGAAGUGCAUUAUUUGUGGACGUGAGGUAUUAUUACCUACAGCUUCAAGUUAAUGUGGAAUCUGAACAGUUUAAUCCAGGAAACAGACUUGUGGUGUUUGUUCUAAGCAUCUUUACACUGAUUACUCUCUAUUCACCAAUCAUUCCAAUUUCCCUUUAUGUUUCUGUUGAGAUGAUCAAGUUUAUUCAGUCAACUAAGUUCAUAAACAACGACUUGCAUAUGUAUCAUGUUGAAACCAACACUCCUGCAUUAGCAAGAACAUCGAAUCUGAAUGAAGAACUUGGGCAAGUUGAGUAUGUUUUCUCUGAUAAAACUGGAACUUUAACAAGAAAUUUAAUGGAGUUCUUUAAGUGCUCUGUUGGUGGAGAAACUUAUGGAAGUGGUGUUAGUGAAAUUGAAAUGGGAGUAGCUAGACAGAAUGCUGCAGACAUUGAAGAGGUUCAAAGACCAUCAAGUGCAACACGUGAUAAGGGGUUUAAUUUUGAUGAUGCUAGACUAAUGUCUGGUGCUUGGAGGAAUGAACCUAAUGCUGAGAUGUGUAGGGAAUUUUUCAGAUGCCUUGCUAUAUGUCAUACUGUACUCCCUGAAGGUGAAGAGACUCCAGAUAAACUUAAAUAUCAAGCUGCAUCACCUGAUGAAGCUGCUUUAGUUACUGCUGCAAAAAACUUUGGCUUCUUUUUCUAUAGGCGUACGCCUACAAUGGUGUAUGUUCGUGAAUCAAAUGUUGAGAAAAUGGGAAAUGUUCAAGAUGUUUCAUAUGAAAUCCUUAAUGUUCUUGAGUUUAACAGUACUAGAAAGAGGCAAUCUGUUGUAUGUCGUUACAAAAACGGGAGGCUUGUGUUGUAUUGCAAAGGGGCUGAUACUGUAAUUUACGAAAGAUUAGGGGCUGGAAGCGAUGAAAUUAAACAAAUUACGAGGGUGCAUAUGGAACAAUAUGGAGAAGCUGGAUUGCGAACUCUUUGUCUGGCUUAUAAAGAAUUAAGUGAAGACGUUUAUGAAAGUUGGAAUGAAAAAUUUAUCAAUGCAAAAUCUGCAUUACGAGAUCGUGAGAAGAAAUUGGACGAGGUGGCGGAAUUGAUUGAAACGGAUCUUAAUUUAAUUGGAUGCACUGCUAUAGAAGACAAGCUUCAAGAAGGGGUGCCAUCAUGUAUAGAAACUCUUGCUAAAGCUGGAAUAAAGAUUUGGGUGCUUACAGGGGACAAAUUAGAAACAGCAAUAAAUAUAGCUUAUGCUUGCAAGUUGAUCAACAAUGAGAUGAAACAGUUUAUUAUCAGUUCAGAAACUGAUGAGAUCAGAGAUGCUGAAAACAGAGGUGACCCUGUGGAGAUCGCUCAGCUUAUAAAAGAGACAGUUCAAAACGAGUUACAAAAAUACCAUGAGGAAGCGAUAACGAUCCUCCGUGGCACAUCUGGUCAAAAGUUGGCACUUCUUAUAGAUGGAAAGUGUUUAAUGUAUGCAUUAGACCCAAGCCUGAGGUCAAUUUUGCUUAAUUUGAGUUUGAACUGUAAUUCAGUUGUCUGCUGCCGUGUUUCUCCUUUACAAAAAGCACAGGUGACAAGAUUGGUGAGAAUAGGGGCGAAUAAAAUAACACUAAGCAUCGGUGAUGGUGCAAAUGAUGUCGGAAUGAUUCAAGCAGCAAACAUCGGAGUCGGAAUAAGCGGUCUAGAAGGAAUGCAAGCAGUAAUGGCUAGUGACUUUGCAAUUGCUCAAUUCCGGUUUCUAACAGAUCUUCUCCUUGUUCAUGGAAGAUGGUCUUAUCUGAGAUUAUGCAAAGUCGUUUCCUAUUUUUUCUACAAAAAUCUCACAUUCACUUUGACUCAAUUCUGGUACACUUUCAACACCGGAUACUCAGGUCAAAGAUUCUACGACGACUGGUGUCAGUCUCUAUACAACGUCAUCUUCACCGCCCUCCCGGUUGUCAUUGUCGGACUCCUCGACAAGGAUGUGGGGGCGGAGCUUUCGAAGAAGUAUCCGCAGUUGUAUAAAGAGGGGGUGAAUAAUAGUUUUUUUAAUUGGAAAGUUGUUGGGAUUUUGGCUUUGAUUUCGGUUUAUCAAUCGAUAAUUGUGUAUAAUUUUGCGGUGAUUUCGAGUACUGCGGGGUUGACUUCGUUGGGGAAAAUGUUGGGGCAGUGGGACGUUAGCACAACCGCGUUUACGUGUCUUGUCAUAACUGUCAAUUUGCGGCUUUUAAUGAUGUGUAGUACGGUUACGAGGUGGCAUAUUAUAAGCAUUGGUGGGAGUGUGUUGUUGUGGUUCAUAUUCAUUUUUAUAUAUGCCAUUGUUUUUGUAGAUAAGGGGACUUAUUUUAGUAUUUAUGUGCUGAUGAGCACCAUCUACUUCUAUCUGAUGGUCAUUCUUAUUCCCACUGUUGCACUUUUAUUGGACUUCGUAUACCAAGGGUUUCAGAGAUGGUUAUACCCGUACGAUUAUCAGAUUGUUCAAGAGAUACAUAGGGAUGAGGCAGAUACGGUUGGUGCGGGAUUGCUUGAUAUAGGAGGCCAAUUGAGCCCAGAAGAUGAAAGAAAGUAUGCAUUUGCGAUGCUACCAAAGGAAAAGUCAAAGCACACCGGUUUUGCGUUUGACUCGCCAGGGUACGAGUCGUUUUUUGCAACACAGCAAGGAGUGGUUGCACCACAAAAGGCUUGGGAUGUGGUUCGAAGAGCUAGCAUGAAACCAAAGGAAAAGAAACCUUUACUUGGUGAGCAUCACUAGGAGUUUAUAACACUAAAAGGAAAGAAAAAAAAACAUACACGUAGAUUAAGAAACAUAAAAAGAGACUUGUAAAUAGUUUUGGUUUUUAUGAGUUUUGAAUCAUAAUUUUGUUUUGCUA